Molecule: messenger RNA, 696 nt
Organism: Suricata suricatta (meerkat)
Lineage: Eukaryota; Metazoa; Chordata; Mammalia; Carnivora; Herpestidae
Product: olfactory receptor 4A15-like
Exons: 1
Biological process (GO): G protein-coupled receptor signaling pathway
Cellular component (GO): membrane
Molecular function (GO): olfactory receptor activity; G protein-coupled receptor activity
Source: RefSeq, a predicted model, not a curated record
UUUGUCCUCUCGGGGCUCACUCAGAGCCUCCAAGGUCAGAGAAUAUUAUUUGUUGUGUUCUUGCUCAUCUACAUGGUGACAAUGGUGGGCAACCUCCUCAUUGUGGUGACCGUGGUGGUCAGCCCAACCCUUAAUGCCCCUAUGUACUUCUUUCUUGGUAACUUAUCAUUUAUGGAUGCUGUAUAUUCUACUACAGUCACUCCAAACAUGAUUAUUGACUUACUCUAUGAGAAGAAGACCAUUUCCUUCCAAGCGUGCAUGUCCCAGCUCUUUCUAGGGCACCUGUUUGGUGGUGCAGAGAUUUUACUCCUGGUGGUCAUGGCUUAUGACCGCUACGUGGCCAUCUGCAAACCCUUGCAUUAUUUGAGGAUCAUGAACCAACGGGUGUGUGUUCUGUUGCUGCUGUUGGCCUGUGUUGGAGGUUUUCUGCAUGCUCUGGUUCACCUUGUCUUUGUUUACAACCUUCCCUUCUGUGGUCCCAAUGUCAUCGACCACUUCAUCUGUGACAUGUACCCAUUAUUAAAACUUGCCUGCACUGACACUUACGUUAUUGGCCUGACUGUGGUUGCCAAUGAUGGCGCAAUCUGUGUGGUCAUCUUUACGGUCUUACUCAUCUCCUAUGGGGUCAUUCUGCACUCCCUGAAGAACCUUAGUCAGGAAGGGAGGCGCAAAGCCUUAUCUACCUGUGGGUCCCAC